AUGGACAAUAACCCCUCCUUUGAUGCCGGCGCGCAAUUCCCGUCGCAUAAUGAGCCCCGAGUAUGGUUGAUCACCGCGGGGGAUUCACCCAUUGGCCUUUCAGUUGCGCGGCAGGUCCUUGCGCAUGGAGACUAUGCGUAUCUCGGAUUAGCACAUUCAGCUUUGGAACGCGAUGAGCGUCGUCGCGAUGAAUUCGAUGCUUUCCUCUCGGAGGUGGAGCAGCACGGCGAUGGUUGGAAGCAGCGCAUGAAGACGGUGCCGCUAGAUAUCCGAAUGAUGGGAGAAUGCCAGGCGAUUGUCGCAGAUGCAGUCGCAACGUUCGGAAAGGUCGACAUACUUUUGUGCUGUACAAGCCAAGCCCUCAUCGGUACAGUCGAAGAGCUUUCCGCCUCCACUCAGACAUUGAAUCUCGUGCGCGAUCAAUUCGAGGUCAAUUAUUUCGGACCUCUCAAUAUCAUCAAGGCCAUGCUCCCUCAUAUGAGAAAAGAGCGAUCGGGACAUGUGAUGAUAAUCUCGGGAAUCACUGCGCAUAUUGGCACACCCGGAUUGGGGAUGUACUGCGCCGCAGGCUGGGCAUUAGAAGGAUUCUGCGAUAGCUUGGCCUAUGAAAUCGCCCCUUUCAACAUUAAGCUCACCAUCUUCCAAUGCAGCAUUGAGAUUGGUAUUCUCACCAACUUGGUGACUAGCGUCCCUCCCAUUUUCCCCGCCUAUUCACCUUCCAACAAUCAAGCGCCUCUUUUCCGCGGCAUCCUCAACCAUCUAGUACCUCAAUUACCUGAUGCUUCUACCUUCUCUGACAGUCCUGUCACACCCAGUCGGGCAAACGAUGGAAAUGCCCGGGUUAGCUCCAUUGAAAAUGGACCAUUCUCUAGUCCGGAAGUUGUCUCCAUGCAUCCACCACUAAGCUCCGCACAUCUUGAGGUGCUGGUCUCUGAGACCGUAUUUGCCAUCACAUCAAUCGGCGGCCAUGAAAACCCUCCAUCGCGCCAUAUCGUUGGGCAAGAAGGUGUUGCGAGCGUUAAGGAAAAGCUCAAGACUGUGAGUGAGGAAUUAGAGGACUUUAUCCAAGCCAGCUUUGCUGUUGAUGUUGCUGCGGAUUCGGGUCCUAUUUCUUCUACGCCCGGGAUGCAUGAUAGGUAUUAA
Penicillium paradoxum is the source of this 1143-nucleotide messenger RNA. RefSeq names its product short chain dehydrogenase/reductase family protein. The coding region runs from base 1 to 1143 and encodes 380 amino acids. The record is from RefSeq and is a predicted model, not a curated record. NCBI's taxonomy places the organism in Eukaryota, Fungi, Ascomycota, Eurotiomycetes, Eurotiales, Aspergillaceae. The transcript is spliced from 5 exons.